AUGGCGAAAUGGGCGAAUGAAGAAGACAAUAUGAUUUUAUAUGUGGACGAAAGGACAAUUAAAGCCACGUAUUGUGAGGUCCGUCGAUCUGUGAAGGGAUCAACGACCCUUGUGUGCAGGAGGCUGCAAUAUAAUUAUCUUAGGAAAGUAAUGAAUAGUCAAGAUAGGAGUUUGCCCGUGACAGCUGAGGCGCAGAAUAAGAGAAGGAGGGAUGAUUUCCCUGAGUGCUCCCACCAGGAGAAGAAACAAGAAUUGGGGAUGAGCUCCCAGGACGAGUUGAUGGAGGUUGAAUUGAUAGAAGGGAGCCCUGCGACGACCAAGACCCUUCUUGAAAUUGUGUCUGUGGUCCUUGAUCUCGUAACUCAGGGGAAAGAUUUGGCUCAGAGGUUGGCUUGUAGCAGUGCGUGA
This is a messenger RNA of Striga asiatica, 408 nucleotides long. Lineage: Eukaryota; Viridiplantae; Streptophyta; Magnoliopsida; Lamiales; Orobanchaceae. The record is from the annotation of a GenBank genome assembly.